This is a messenger RNA of Recurvomyces mirabilis, 2841 nucleotides long. RefSeq lists its product as uncharacterized. The transcript is spliced from 3 exons. Gene Ontology annotation, molecular function: alpha-L-arabinofuranosidase activity; xylan 1,4-beta-xylosidase activity. The record is from RefSeq and is a predicted model, not a curated record. The coding region runs from base 1 to 2841 and encodes 946 amino acids. Gene Ontology annotation, cellular component: plant-type cell wall. Gene Ontology annotation, biological process: xylan catabolic process; arabinan catabolic process. Lineage: Eukaryota; Fungi; Ascomycota; Dothideomycetes; Mycosphaerellales; Teratosphaeriaceae.
AUGAGGUUGACAGUGUCCUGGCUCUUUUUGCUAUUGGGGCCAUCCAAAGCCUAUGGUCAGACAUCUUACAAUGGCAGUGCGAGCAAUAGCAGCAUCAAGGACGCAUUCAUCGACAACCUCGUCAACCAGAUGACUGUCCCGGAGCUGGUCAUGCAGGUGUAUCUGCUCUUCGCAGACUCGGUAGUCGGCCCGUACAGCAACAACUCUCUGUACAAUUCUACGCUCCAUCUGGCACCAGACGCAGGUAUUGGUGUCAUACACGACUGGUACCCGCUCAACAAGACGUAUGUGAACGAAUUGCAACGUCUCAAUAUCGAGAGCUCGCGUCUGGGGAUCCCAUUCAUGCAUGUCGGAGAGUGUCUACAUGGUGUGGGGUCUUUCCAACAGUCCAUGUUUCCGCAAUCGAUCGCCAUGGCAGCAAGUUGGGACGCUGAUAUGGUCCACACAGUCGGCAGUGCUAUCGGAGCUGAGGCGAGAUCGAUAGGCGUUCAUGCUUGUUUGUCUCCGGUCCUUGAUGUCUGUCAGGACCAGAGGUGGGGAAGAUGUCAGGAAGACUGGGGCGAAGACCACAUUUUCACCAGCCAUAUGGGUGUCGCUUAUGCAUCCGGACUCUCCAAGAACUCUUCCUGGUCACAGCAGGAUGCUGUCGUGCCGGUCAUGAAGCAUUUCGCCGCUCAUGGUGCACCUCAGGGUGGUCUAAACACUGCACCAUUUAUGGGCCAUGGUAAUCGACAGGUGCUACAGGACUUACUAAUGCCAUUCAAGGCGGCAGUGGAUCUUGGUGGUGUCAAGGGUGUUAUGAUGGCGUAUAGCUCAUGGGAUGGUAUACCUUCGGGUGUGCAUCCCGCACUUUACGAUGCGCUCGACGAGUGGGGAUACAGUGGAUUCGUUAUCGCCGACGAUACCGGCAUGAAACAGUUACAGACUCUUGAUAUGGUGACCAGUGGUCCGGCGGACACGAUAGCCCAGUGGCUGAAUGCAGGGGGCAUGAUUGAUUAUUACGAUUAUCCGCUCGACACAUACCUGACAACAAUCGAGGCUAUCGUGGCGAACGGCACCGUAGCGCUCAGUACCUUACAAGACAGAGUCAGGCGUGUGCUUGGAGUGAAGUAUGAUCUUGGGCUCUUCUCGAAUCCAUACAUCAACAAUGACAUUGACGCUGAAGCACUGGUCGACCAACAUAUCCCGACGGCUUACGAGGCAGCUCAGAAGUCAAUAGUGCUCAUCGAGAACAAGAACAGCAGCUUGCCACUGCAAGCCGCAGUUGGCACUGUAAAAAAGCUUGCCCUCAUUGGCCCUUUCUCUGAUAGCUUGAAUUAUGGAGACUAUUCUGGUCAGUUUGGAGCGUACCCAGUCGCCCACUCGAGCACCACACGGCAGGGUAUUCUUAGCACCUUGAGCGAGUGCAAUAGCACCGUCGACUUGCUCUCAUCUUGGGGCGCCAAUAGCUGGCUGUACAAUGGUCAACAUCCGAUCCCAGGCUACCAUUUGUCCACGUUGAACAGCACCAGCGGCGGUCUGUCAGCAACCUAUUACGCCGACACGAACUUCACCACACCGCUCGUCCAUACCACCGAAGUCCCAGUAGGCGACUGGGGCCUCUAUCCGCCUCCUGGCCUGCCGUCAAACAACUUCAGCGCAACCUGGGAAGGCUACCUGGACGCCUCGGUAGACACGGAGGUCGAAGGCUGGUUGGGUAUAGCCAUAGGCGCCAACACGACAGCCAAAGUCUUUAUCGAUGACAGCCUCCUUGUUGACGUCCCGCUGACCACUACCGGUAAUAUCCUAUCCAACAUCCCUUCCUAUGCUUUCAUCGAAGCCAACAGUACCGCGCCUCCACCCGGGAGCAGCAACUUUACCUUCGCACCCAAUAGCACGUACAAAAUUAGGAUCGAAUAUCAGACCUACAAUCUCUACCAGAAGAUUGAGAAUCAAGGCUCGCUCAACUCUCAGGUCCUGCUUUUCUGGAACCUCGUCGAUCGUCGACCUGGUCAAGCAGUACAGAAUGCGGUGGAAAUUGCCUCACAAUCCGACGUCAUUGUUCUUUCCUUGGGGGCAGCCUGGAACUCUGACGGUGAGAACGGCGACCGCGGGAUAAUGGACCUUAGUACCAACCAAACAGCUCUCGCACAAGCAAUCUUCGAUCUGAAGAAACCCACUAUCCUCCUCCUAUCCGGUGGUCGACCCUUCGCAAUCGACGACUUUUACAAUGCUUCCUCCGCCGUCCUACUAACAUACUUCGGCGGUCAAGCAAGUGGCCAAGCAAUUUCAGACGUUCUCUUCGGCGACUUCAACCCAGGUGGGAGAUUACCGCUCACGGUCCCUAGACACGAGGGUCAGAUGCCGGUCUACUACAACUACAAAGCCACCGCUCAUGCGGCCAGCUAUGUCGAUAUGCUAUCCUCACCUGCAUAUCCCUUUGGAUAUGGACUAAGUUACACCAACUUCAGCGUUUCUAAUUUUGGUGUCGCGGUUCAACCGGCGAAUGGAUCCGGGAUCAGCAAUUCCACUUUUGGGUCAGGUAGUACCCUGGUCUUCACCCUCACGCUCAAGAACACCGGCGCCGUACGAGGAUCCUACGUCCCGCAGGUCUAUCUUCUGCAGCGAAUCUCUCAGAUCACGCAGCCGGUGAAACAGCUUGUGGCUUUCACGCGGACGUAUCUAGAUCCCGGGCAGACAGCUGUGGUGAGGAUGGAGGUAGAUGUAGACAGGUAUCUCAGGAUUCUCAAUCGGAGAUAUAAGUGGGAAUUGGAGAAGGGCAGCUAUACAUUUGCUCUGCUUGAGAACGGAGGGAUGUUGGCUGAGACCGGGACGAACGUGACUCUGAGCUGUGCCGGGUGA